AGCAGGUGCCCAAAGCACAGAGGCAGCAAAUGACUGCAGAACCUUUGGACAUGGCUGAUCCUGGGGCAGAUGAGCCCUCCUCCAGGUCAGGGAGUCCUGACCCAGAAGGUCGAGCCUCUGAGGACAGAUCACUGCUCCAUCAGAGGCUGGCGGUCAGGGAGCUCAUCGACACGGAGGUCUCCUAUCUGCACAUGCUCCAACUCUGUGCCUCUGACAUCAGAAACCGCCUCCAGCAGCUGCCCCAGGGAGAUCUGGACAUCCUGUUCUCAAACAUUGAUGAAAUCAUCCAGGUGAAUAGCAGAUUUCUUCAUGGUCUACAGGAGACAGCCUCUAAGGAAGAGGAACAAGUGCACCUGAUUGGUAACUUAUUCCUGGAAUUUCAAGAGGAGUUCGAGCAAGUCUAUAAGUUCUACUGUGCCAACUACGACCAGGCCCUGCUGCUGGUCAAGGCAUACCGGGAGGAGCCGGAGCUGCAGCAGGAGAUCCAGGGCGUCAUUGAGGCAGUGGUGCCACAAGCUGGAUCUUCGGGCCUCAGUUUCUUAUUGGUAAUUCCUCUGCAGAGGAUUACCAAGUAUCCACUGCUGCUGCAGAAGAUCCUGGAGAACACACUCCCUGAUGCCAGUGCCUAUGCUGCUCUUCAAAGGGCUACUUCUGCCCUCCAGAAUGUGAACACCAACAUCAAUGAGUACAAGAUGCGCAAGGAAGUGGCCUCCAGGUACACCAAGGUGGAGCAGCUGAGCCUCCGAGAACAGCUGGCCCGGAUCAACACACACACCCUGUCCAAGAAGACCACCCGGCUGAGACAGCUGCUGAAGCAGGAGGCAGGGCUGGUGUCCAGGACAGAAGACAAGGAAUUUGAUGUCUUGGAGGAGAGGUUCCAGUGGGUGUCUCUGUGUGUGACCGAGCUGAAAAACAACAUGGCUGCUUACUUGGAUAAUCUGGAGACUUUCCUCAGAUUCCGGCCACACGAAUGCAAUCUGGACAUCCCUGGAGGGCCUGCAGAGCUGUAUUGCAGCCUGGCAAGAGACCUUCAGCGCAAGGCCUUCCUGGAGUUUAAGCAACGGCUGGAAAGCCUGGUGUGGCAGCCGCUGUGCAGCCUGGCCAAAGCCCUGGUUGGUCCUCAGAACCUGAUCAAGAAGCGUCUGGACAAACUCCUGGACUUUGAGCGGGUGGAAGAGAAGCUGUUGGAGGUGGGCAGCAUGACCUAUGAGGAGGAGGCAGCCCGGCACACGUACCAGGCACUCAACUCCCUGCUGGUCUCUGAGCUCCCGCAGUUUAACCAGCUGGCCGUACAGUUGCUCGGGCAGAUCCUGCACACAUUUGUGGCCCUCCAGCAGGACCUUGCAAAGCAAGUGCUGCAGAGAGCAGAGGGCAGCCUGGCCCAGCUGCCCCACCACCUCACCUCAGAGCCUGCCUUCAGGAGGCUAGUCGAGGAUGUGCUAGGCCAGACCGGUAACCAGCUUCGCUCCUUUCAAGAGACCUUCGAGAAAGUGCUGCCACCUCCCAGUGCUCAGCCACUGCUUCCAGGCUCUGAGCGCCAGGUGGAGGCUCUCCUGAGCAAGUAUGGCCGGAAGCUGUACCAGGUGACAAGCAACAUCAACGGGGCUGGGACUCUGGACCUGACAUUGCCACGGGGCCAAAUUGUGGCCCUUCUUCAAAACAAGGACACCAAAGGCAACAGCAGCCGCUGGCUGGUGGACACCGGGGGACAUCGAGGCUAUGUGCCAGCUGGGAAGCUGCACUUGUACCACAUUGUCAGUGAGAAGUUGCUCAGAGGGCAGGCGGGGCCACGUGAGGACUCCCGACAUCCAACACCAGGACCCAUCCCAGCCCCGGUUCCCUCUCUCCCAGCCGUAACCCAGGUGGUGGCAGUGUACCCCUUUGUGGCCAGGAACAACCAUGAAGUGAGUCUGCAGGCAGGCCAGCCUGUGAGAGUCCUGGAGGCCCAGGAUAAGAAGGGGAACCCGGAAUGGAGCCUGGUAGAAGUGAAUGGACAGAGGGGAUAUGUGCCUUCCAGCUUCCUGGCCAGGGCCCCAGCUCCGGGAGGCUGGAGUCUGCCCUGUUAGGGUGGCUACCUUGGAGUCCAUAUUGCCAAGGGAUGGGAGAAGCUUAGAGGCUGUGACCCCUGUGGGAAAGAAGCAAGGACAAUGUGGGGAUGGAAGAAGAAUGAAGGACCCCCAGAAGGCAGCCAAAAGGGGUGACUGGGCCUUGGAGACUGCCUGGUGAGGGUGGCCAGAGUUCUAGCAGAAUGCCAUUAUGUCCACAUAAAGUCAUUCCAAGAUGGAUCACAACGCCCUAGAUGGCAGAUCAUGCUUAUUGGCCAAUCGUGCCUGUGGCUCCUUCCAGGCCUACCUAGGAGAGCAGGUCACCCAGUGGAUGUUGCUCACGUGCUAUGUGGUUGCAGGAAGGGGGCACUGUUGAAGUCCAGAGCUUUCCAGCCCAAUAGUUCAUGUGCUAUGGUGGAAUCAGGAGAUGCUGCAGCCAACCAGUCUUCUUUUUCGACGCUGCAAGCUGAGUUAUCUUGGAUAGUGAACCAUGGGGGUCCUCUCAAGGGGGAUCCAAAGUUUGUCCUGCAGUGGAGAGGUUCCCAGAAGAUUCAGCUGGGCUUGGGAGUGGGUGUGUUCUAGUCACAGUUUGUAAUGUGCAUAGGCAAACUCAGAGGCAGUUCCAGGGAACAGGGGAUUUGAUGGUGGAUCAGUGGGAUGUGUGUUUUCUCUAGACUAGGGGACAAAGUGCCAUGCAACUCGUGGCACAAACCCUGUGAGGUAGGGCUUCCCAGCCUCGUGGGUGGAGAGGUGAGGUAAUGGCUAGGUUUUCUGUUUCUGGUAGGAGAGCCGGAGGAACCCUGGUGGUUUCUGGUUUUCUCUGAGGGCCUGGAGGCAGCACAGGGCAUGAGGUCAGUUGGCUGUGGGGCCUUAGACAUAGGCCACUUACUCACAGGGUUGUGACAAGGAGGACCUGAUGUAAAUGUGAUCCAUGAUGUCAGACUGGCCCAGGUUUCCAGGUUGAAGCAGCCGUGCUGCUGCCGCUCAUGCCCUCAUGCCCAUGGUGGCAGACUUGGUCCUUUCCCUUAGACCCGGGAUCGGCCUCAGUGUCCUUCGCAAUAGAUCCAUCGCGGGCUAACAACAGGAACAGGUUCUGAGAAAUUCAUCAUCAGGAGAUUUUGUUGAGUGCAAACUUUGUAGAGUAUAUUUGCUCAAAGUGAUAAGGCUAUGAUGUCACUAGAGACAAUAUCCUCGUGGGACCACUGUUGCACAGGCAGUCCGUAGCUGACUGUCACGUGGCACAUGGCCGUAGUACAGUUUAGGAAGUGAAUCUGUUGAACUCAGUGAGUAGGUUGUCCUUUCUUGAACCUGGAAGUAGAAGCCCCUCAACAACAGUUUCUGUCCCAGGAGGACGGGCCCAUGGAGCCAGGGUUGGGUGCAGUCACUGCUGGACAGCAUCUCUAGGCUGUUGCUUUGGGGUAAGAUAUGUUGUAAGAUUCCCCGAAAGGGGAAAAGUCCAUCCAGUGUGAUCCUUACGUAACUUACAAGGAACUCAUAAGGAACUGAACCUUGUGAGUGUGUGUAAAAAGGACGCCAGUUUAAAUUUAUUUCCAAGAAUGUCUCUGUGUUACAACUAGAGUGCCUAACACUAUUAGCUCUGGUUUCUGAAGGGCACUUGAGAAACACAUACUUGUCUGUGUCAGACAGUCUGUAACAUGUCUCCUCUGGGCUUGUUACAGCACGAAGACUCUGCAUAAUGAAGAGAAACUCAGUCUCUGCAGUCCCUUUUCCCAGCCGCAAAUUCACUUCGCAAGAUGCUCUUGACACAUUUUUCUUCCUCUUUCCUGCUCAGACUUCUGAUAAAAAUAGGAAGUAUGGGAACAGGUAAUAAAGGAGGAAGUCCACUUGUGGGUUCCUCAGAUACCGACUGACAGCCUGCCGUGUGCUGGGGCUCCAGUGCAGGGGCUGCUCGCUGCGUGCACCUGGGCAGCUUUAAACUAGGAUGCAAGCCAGGAGUCUAGGAUUUCUGGAAGCUUCGCAGGUGCAUCUAUGUACAGCCAGGUUAGGAUCUCUGCCCAAAACCUACAGUGGUGGACAUUGGGUCAGAGAUGGGAUUGGGUAAGCCAGGAAGUGCCCCAGGUGAGCCUUGUACUGGCUGUUUAAACAGGCAGCUUGAGAAGCAGUUUGAAAUAGGACAGCCUGUUCUGUCAGGUCCCAGAAUGUAUAUUUAUUAAGUGCCAUUAAAAGGAACCUGAACAAAAUUGGAUGUUCUCAUAGGCAUAGGGGAGGAAAAUGAAAAACGCUUUGUAUGAAGGCUAUCUCAUGAAAGGAGAAUUAAAAUGCAACAGUAGCAUGUUAGGUUAUGGUUUCUCAUAGCCCAGGGAACGAGAUUAGAGGUCACUGUACAGUGAGAAAGCAUGUGUUGAGAAGAUGAAGAGUGACCUGGAUUCUUUCCAGGGGACUCUGCAUAAUGUGCCUUUUCCCCUCCCAAUACCUAGAGUCAUUGCACCGUGUCUUAUCUAUGUCACUGUUGGGCUGUCUCAGGCCAAGUGGUCAAGACACCUGCCUUAGGACAGAACAAGACUUCCCGGAGUUGAAGAAUGGUUCACAGGGUUACCCCUUUGCUCCUUGCAGUGGAACUAGACCUCUUUAACCCUUUUUGUGCUCCGACUCAGUUUUAGACAUGAGGACAAGUUUGUAAUAUCCAAGGGAAGAUAAAGGAAUUCUUGGUUAGUGUGACGAGCACUAGCUUGGUGAAUAACUGGGAAUAAAGGACUUUAAAGAUGGCACCGUCUCUGGAAUUUGUGUGACUCCAACCAUUGAGUACUAGGCACUUGCUAGAUAUAAAAAUGGCACCUUAUUCAUUCAUGUACAUGUUUGAGAGUCUACUGCACACCCUUGCCUCUGAGCAUCGAACCUAAGUGAUGGAGAGACAGGGAGAAGUCAGACCAAUGGGCUCUGUCCUUCCUGAGCCCACAGUCUAGGCAGAACAAGUCAGCAGCCUACACCUGUGAAGGUCAGCAUAGGGCAGUAGCAGGUGCUCAGGAGAGGGGCUGGCCUCUGACCCAGACUUGGUGGCUAAGGAAGGCUUCCUGGAGGAAGCAGUGUUGAGAUGAGAUGCAGUGGAUGUUAGGUGGAGGUGAUCAGGAGGACACAGGCAAAGGCCAGAGGUGACAGUGAGUGUGACAUGUCAGAGAACUGACAGGCUGUAGAGCUGAAACAUGGAGUAUGUAUAGGGGCGUAGGUGGGGGCAGUAAGAGGAGUUAGCAAGGCCAGCUUCAGACUUUUCUGAGGACAGUGGGGUCUCUAAAGAGUUUGAAACAGAAGAGAGACAUGCUUGGGAUGGUAUUUUAGGAUGAUCACUAGGCUCUAGCUGGUGCCUGAUGUCCCCACAAAUGACUGCACACUUCACGAGGAAUGGAAUCUCUGCUUCAUUCCAGAAUCUCCCUAAGAGUCUGUCAUGUGCCUCAAGUUCCAGACAGUCAAUGCCUAUUGCUCAGAUAAACAUCACAGAGGGAGUGGGAACACCUACAUCUUGCCUUCCACAGCCUCUUGCCUGCAUCAUGUUUUCUGGCUCUGCUGGGCACAAUGCCUUCAGCCCGCUGCUAUGGACCAUGCUUAUAGGUGUCCAGUCACGGGUGAGGUCUGGGAGAGCUGAGGUGGUCAGAGAAGGCUUCCUGAAGAAGACUGGGCAAGUGAUAGUGCUUGUGUGAUAAGCAGGACUGCGGAAAUAGAAGGCUUCUUGGGCCUAGGGAGACUGUGGUAGUAUGAAAAAUGUUCAGUGCCUGGCCUUAGACAACUUGAGACCUUGGUCUACUUAACCAUAGGCAAGUAGCAAUAAAUAAAUACAUUUAUUAUGGUUUCUGUAUGUGUAGAAGUUUAAUGAAGGGCCAGGGUUGGAGGGUGGGGCCCGUGGCUCAAGUGGUGGAGCACCUGCCUAGCAAGCACAAGGCCCUGAGUUCAAACCCUAGUACUGAACUGCCAAAAACAAAUACAAAAAAUGAGAAGUUUAACAAGGCUCCAACCUGCUUUGUCCUCUCCCAGAGUGCUCAUUGCAGAGUUCUGGCUUAUCUCAGGGGAGCCCUGACUUCUUCCACCAGGACCGAUUUCUAACAUGGCAGUCAUUUCGGGCACUGUUGUGGCACAGCAGGGUCCCAUAUACUGUGGGCUAGAGGUAAGGAAAGAGUUGGUUUCUCCUCCUGGCAACAAUAGAGAGGCUGAAACCUUUUCACUUAACUUUGCUCAUCUGUUUUGUUUUCUUUCUCCUUUUAUUGUUUUUACAUUUACUUACAUGUGUAUACAUUGUUUGUGCCACCUCCCCCAACCCCCAACAUCCCCAUCAUCUGUUUUCUUAUUGGCAGUUUCUGAAAUUGCCUUGUCUGUUUUCUCAUCUGUAAAAUGGGUAUGACAAUUCUUUUUUUCACAGGCUUAAAUGAGGCAAUCAGUAACAUGCAUGGUAUCACUGACGUAUAUAGAUGAAACCUGUGCACUGUGGUCACCAGAGGGCAGCAGGGCUCUUUCAGUCACACUGUGCUGGGCAAGUAGAGCACAGAGAAAAUGGCUAGGUGAG
Castor canadensis (American beaver) is the source of this 6555-nucleotide messenger RNA. RefSeq names its product Rho guanine nucleotide exchange factor 37 (gene Arhgef37). The record is from RefSeq and is a predicted model, not a curated record. Gene Ontology annotation, cellular component: cytoplasm. Gene Ontology annotation, molecular function: guanyl-nucleotide exchange factor activity; protein binding. NCBI's taxonomy places the organism in Eukaryota, Metazoa, Chordata, Mammalia, Rodentia, Castoridae.